This is a messenger RNA of Exaiptasia diaphana, 2123 nucleotides long. Its product is annotated as 1-deoxyxylulose-5-phosphate synthase YajO. Lineage: Eukaryota; Metazoa; Cnidaria; Anthozoa; Actiniaria; Aiptasiidae. Gene Ontology annotation, molecular function: oxidoreductase activity. Bases 67 to 1095 code for a protein of 342 amino acids. The transcript is spliced from 2 exons. The record is from RefSeq and is a predicted model, not a curated record.
GUACACAAGGCGUCCAGGGCAGGGCUGCUGCCAUUGCGUUCCGGUAAAUGAAAAUAAACUUUCAAGAUGUCGAGAGUCUCAUCAUGUCGAUUAAAGUAUGGUCUUGAGGUUCGACGUAUCAUCAACGGCAUGUGGCAAGUUUCUGGCUCGCAUGGACCGAUCGAYAAUGACCACGCCGUAGAAGAAAUGUUUACAUAUWACGAUGCAGGACUCACCACCUUCGACAUGGCCGACAUCUAUGGUCCAGCUGAAGAUAUUUUUGGGCAGUUUCUGUUGAAACUUAAAUCGAAACGUGGAAAUAAAGCAGCAGAUAAGAUACAGGCACUGACAAAGUGGGUCCCAAAUCCRGGUGUCAUGACCAAGAAAGUUGUACAAACRAGCAUWGAAAAAUCCCUAAAGCGCAUGGGUGUAGAUAAAUUGGACAUGUUGCAGUUUCACUGGUGGGACUUCACAGACAAAAGGUACUUAGAUGCAUUAAUACAUCUUUCAGAACUACAAACCCAAGGUAUCAUAAAAGAACUAUCCUUAACUAAUUUUAACACUGAUCAUUUGAAAGAGGUCACAGAUUUAGGCAUCAAAAUCUCAACCAAUCAGAUACAAUAUUCAAUAAUAGACAAUAGAGCUUCUGUAAAAAUGACAGCAUUUUGUAAAAUGCAUGGUAUUGGGCUUCUUACUUAUGGUACUGUAGCAGGAGGUUUUUUAUCUGAAAAAUAUCUUCACAAAACUGAACCMAAAAUGGAAGAUUUACAAACAGCCUCACUUCAAAAAUACAAACAGAUGAUCGACGCCUGGGGAGGAUGGAGUCUAUUUCAGGAACUCUUGAUGCACCUUUCAACAAUUGCAAAAGCGCAUGGACCUGAUACCAGUAUAGCAAAUGUAGUGACGCGUUUUAUUCUGGACAAACCAGCUGUUKCAGCUGUUAUYAUAGGAUGUCGUUUUGGAAUUCCUGGAGCUAAACACAUAGGUGAUAAUUUGAGAACUUUUAACUUACAGUUGGAAGAUAAAGAACUUGAGAGUCUUCAGACUAUCCUUAAUAAAGGUAGUGAUUURUAUAAGUCUACAGGUGACUGUGGUGAUGAAUAUCAACAGUCAUAAGUGUCUGUGGUCCCACCAUGAAAGUUGGUUUUGAGAUAAUGCAUAUAUGAAAUGAAAACUGGAGUUAAAACAACAAUGUCUCAAUGGCCAAACAACAAUUUCUCAAUGGCAGAAAGCAACUACCGUAUUUACCCAUGUAUAAGCGGCUCUCGUAGAUAAGCCUCACCCCCGAUUUGGGAACGAUUUUUUUGGAAAAAAAGUGUGGCUUAUACGUGGGUAAAUACGGUACCCUGCUACAUGUGUGUGAGUUUGGCAUUCAGAUUCAUAGAGUGGAUAUUUUAGUAUAAGGGUAUUUUAUUAGCUUAAUGCAUUUAAUAACAGAGAUAACUUCAAAUCGAUAAUAACAAUUUAUUUUGAUAAACAACACGUGUGAUAAGAGUUAUAUAAUUUACAUAAUGUAUUAAUAAAUUCAAGUUAUAAGAUCACUGUAUAAUUAUUUAUUUUUAUACCAAUAUUUUGAAUAUAAAUAGUGUGUAAACUUUAGAAAUGUGAUAUAGUACCUUAAGCUCCCUAGCAUAGUGAUGCUUAUUCAUGAUUAUUUAAUUUAUAUUUUGAAAAURAUAAUAUUGAAAAAAAACAAUUUGAAAAGAAAUGUAGCUUGGCUAAGUAAGACCUUACACAAGCUUUACAUUUCACCAAAAAUCAGGUUUCAAAAACCAUUAUAUGGCAAUUUUGUGAUGUAAAUAUGGUUACAAUYAUGCAAAAUCAGGAAAUAUUUUCAACAGAUACAAAACAAUUUCUUAAGUUAACACCACAGCAAUUUUGUAUUAAAUCUGUAACUAAAUGAAUGUAUGUCAUUAAUAAUUAGCAUGAUAGCUUCUUUUCUCUGAAACAUGAAGACUAUGUUUCCAGUGAUACUUAAUAKCCAAGCUACUUUUCUUUUCAUAUUAAUGAUGUUUUUGAAAUGAGAACUUUAAUGUGUAAUUAAUGUACUUCAAUAAGAUUGCUUUGAUUACCAGAAUGCAGAUCAUGCAAAAAAAUGCAAAAAAAAUGUAGUAUUAAAAUCACAAUAAACUAAAUAUAUUAAU